AUGUCUGGAGAUCAACCACAGGACAAGUCGUCCUUGGACAUCAAAGCAUCAGUCGCCGAACAUGUGGACGCGCCCGACUUGGAGGUACCUAUGAUCCCGGCGCACUUGGCCGUGGACCCCAACGAGCGAGCUACCAUUGAAAAGCGACUGAAAACUAAGCUUGAUCUACGAUGUGGCCUGUUCGUUGUCAUCUACAUCAUGAACUACCUCGACCGCAACAACAUUGCCGCCGCUCGGCUGGGCGGUCUGCAGGACGAUCUCAAAAUGAAUAACACGGAAUAUGCUACCUGUCUAAGCAUCCUCUACGUCGGAUACGUCCUGACGCAAGUGCCGUCCAAUAUCUACAUCAACAGGAUCUCUCGUCCGAGUUAUUACAUCUCUGCCGCCAUGUUCAUCUGGGGCACCAUCUCCACCCUGACGGGCAACGUUCAAAACUUUGCCGGCAUGGUCAUGAUACGCUUCAUCCUCGGCAUCAUCGAGGCUGUCUUCCUACCUGGUGCCCUUCUCAUCCUGUCGAAGUGGUAUACUAGGCGGGAGUUAACCAAGCGGAACGCGAUCCUCUUCUGCGGGAAUCUGAUUGCGAACGCGUUCUCGGCAUUGGUUGGCGCCGCCAUCUUGCCAAACAUGAAAGGAGUUCUUGGUCACGAGUCGUGGCGAUGGCUGUUCUGGAUUGAAGGUGCCAUAACAUGUGUCAUUGCCUUGGCGGCCGCUUUCAUACUGCCUGAUCUCCCCCACAACACUCGAGGAUUUAGUGAAGAUGAGUUGCGUGUGGCGCAAAUUCGGAUGAUUGAGGAUGUCGGCGAGGAAGACGUCGACUCGGAGCAUGACGGCGUCUUUACCGGUCUCAUCAUGUGCCUCAAAGAUCCGAAGAUCUACGUCAUGAUCCUAGCUUCCUUCCUCUUUGUCUGCGGCCUUACAUUCAACGCGUUCUUUCCUACCCUCACGCAAACCCUUGGUUACAGUUAUGUGCCAACUCUGCUCAUGAGCGCACCCCCUUGGGUGUUUGCCUCAAUCGUCUCGCUAAUCAACGCGUGGCAUGCCGAUCGCACGCAAGAAAAGUUUUGGCAUACCGCCGGCCCUCUGAUCGGUGGCUGUGUUGGCUUCAUCCUCAGCAUGGCAACUCUCAACACCGCUGCUCGCUACGUCUCGCUGUUCUUGCAAGCAAGCUCAUACUCGGGCUGGAUUCUUCUGUUUUCCUGGGUCAGCUCCUCGUUCCCUCGACCACCAGCGAAGCGUGCUGUUGCCAUCGCCCUCGUCAAUUCCUUCUGCCAACUAGGCAACGUGGCGGGCUCGUAUAUUUGGAAUCAGCCGGAGAACGGCUACCGCAAGAGCUAUGGAAUCACUCUGUCAAUGUUUGGAGCCACCAUCGUCUGCCUAUUCAUUUUCCGCUUGAUGCUCGCGAGCCUGAACAAGAAGUUGGCGGCCCGCGAGGCUGGAGAUGGCACUGACGCGGCCCAAGAUGCAUCAAAUGAAGCAUUGAACACCGUGAAGGGAUUCCGGUACUUGGUCUAG
Molecule: messenger RNA, 1512 nt
Organism: Clonostachys byssicola
Lineage: Eukaryota; Fungi; Ascomycota; Sordariomycetes; Hypocreales; Bionectriaceae
Source: the annotation of a GenBank genome assembly